Malassezia pachydermatis is the source of this 1806-nucleotide messenger RNA. RefSeq lists its product as hypothetical. Lineage: Eukaryota; Fungi; Basidiomycota; Malasseziomycetes; Malasseziales; Malasseziaceae. The transcript has a single exon. Bases 1 to 1806 code for a protein of 601 amino acids. The record is from RefSeq and is a predicted model, not a curated record.
AUGAGUCGUGAACGCAAAAUAGUGAGUGAGAAGCUCACAUCCCUUGAACCUGUGGCUAUGUCAGCCAAAGACAUGGAGGAGGACGAGUACGGAGAUCAAACGCCCUCGGGCUCCUCAACGCCCAAUCUGUCAGAAGCGGUGGACCAAAUUAAACGUUCUCUGAGCAUUUCGGCGUUGCAGGAAAUGUCUGCCAAGCCCUCAAAGGAGGUCCGACGAUCUAUUCAGAAUAAGCUUUGGCGUCCACACGACGAUGAAGCUCGUCUACCGAGUGAUUGGGAGCGACUAAUUGUACACGUGUUCCGUGCGGGGAGUCGUGCGUUCAUGUUGUCGUAUGGUCUCCGAAGCACCAUUUCGUUUUUGGUGGUACUCAUCAAGGCCCUCCGUACUCGCAAAGGUGUAAACCGCGUCGCCUUGAAGAAUGCAUAUGUGGGUGAAGAUACGACCCGCUUUGCUCUCAUGUUUGGUGUAUGGGCUGCCAUUUACAAAUUUGUGAACAACGCUCUUCGUUUGCUCACGCCUAUGCCUGUGAUUAAGUCCAAACCGGUUCGCCCCAUGAUGCGACGUACUAAGACUGCGCCUGCUUCGACAGGGAACAUGGAUAUGGCCGAUGAAGGGCUCACCAUGAAAGUGAAGAGCAAGAAGCCAGAGAAUAAGAAGAAGAUGGAAUGGCAGCAUCUCUCGGCGUAUGACCCUCGUGUUCGCAGCUGGCAUGCAUAUGUAGCUGGUGCCCUGUCGUCGGUCGCAUUCCUCAUCGAAAAGCCUAGCUUUGUGCAGUCGCUGGGUAUGCAGCUCUUUGUUCGUGGCCUAGAAGGGUCAUACCGCCAGGCACGCUCCCAUGGCUUUAUUAACAUUCCUCAUGGAGCUAUCUUGGUAUUUGGACUUGCGAACAUCCAAAUUAUGCUGUCCUGGCUAGGUGCACGCGGCUAUUUGAACCGUGGCUAUCGCUCUUGGAUUGACAAGGCAUCUGGCAUUCCCAAGCCUGCCACCAUAGCGUACGAAUCGGGCUUGAACAACACGAGUGUAGACCCGUGGGCCCUUGUGGAUAUCUUUGGCGGUAAGGUGCCCGAGCCAAUUAGUCAAAACCCACGCAAGUUUGCCAGCUUACCGCCCAACAAACACAGUCCCAUGGGCGUGACAGGUGAAACAAUCGAAAAGGUGUAUCAAUGGAUGGAGCGUGGCGAACUGAACCGUUACCCUACGUGCGCCUUGGCGCAUCCUUACUCGAACAACCACUUGUACGUGACAUACCAGAGCUUCGUUCAAUCGUGGAAAUUUAUUAUGCCCGUCUACCUUACCCUAUACAUCGUCCCAGCCGUAUUUCUUCGUCCGAAAUCUCUGCUCAAGUCUCCCAAGACGGUGGCCAUUCGUUCUGUCAUGGGCGCUUCUCGCUCUUCUGCCUUCUUGGCCAUGUACACUGUGAUCUAUAAGACGAUCUUCUGCUUGCUGCAUGAGGGAUCUGACCAGAUUCGCAGCAGCUCUUUGGACAAGUAUCCAUUCUUCCACAAGCUGUCCAAUUUGCUGGUUGACCACCGCAUAAAGGCUCUGCCUGGCUUUAUGACAGGCUUAUCCCUUCUGGUCGAGCACCGACGUCGUCGCAGUGAACUGUCGGCCUAUGUUCUGCCCAAGGCAUUGGAAACGUUCUGGAAGUCGGGCCGGUCGCGUGGCAUCUUCCCUCCUGUGCCCUACGGCGAAUACUUGAUUGCCGCAGCCAGUCUGUCGAUGAUAAUGGGUACCUAUGCUCAUAACCCUGAGAAUCUUUCGCACCUUGUCUCGCGUGUGAUCUACCAAUUUAUUGGACGUAAUUAG